Messenger RNA from Chelonia mydas (Green sea turtle), 4583 nucleotides. RefSeq lists its product as uncharacterized. Gene Ontology annotation, molecular function: nucleic acid binding. NCBI's taxonomy places the organism in Eukaryota, Metazoa, Chordata, Testudines, Cheloniidae. Gene Ontology annotation, biological process: regulation of DNA-templated transcription. The record is from RefSeq and is a predicted model, not a curated record.
CGCAGGCGCUGGGGCCGGGCGGGGAGCGGGCGGGAGGCGGCCCCGGGGAGGCAUCAGCCGCGGGGCAGGAGGUCGCUCCCCGGGCGGAGGAAGCGGCCGGGGCUGGAGCCGAGCCCGGCGAUGGCUGCAGCGGGGCCGGCGCAGCAGCUGCGGGUGGCGUUUGAGGACGUGGCUCUGUAUUUCAGCCGGGAGGAGUGGGAGCUCUUAUCCCGGCCAGAGAAGCAGCUGUACCGGGACCAGAUGCUGAGGAAUUACCAGGCCCUCGUUUCCUUGGGCUAUUCAGGUUCCACACCAGAUUUAAUCCACAGAAUUGAGGUAGAGGAGGCAGAGCUCUGGAUCCGGGAUGCCGAGGACUCCAGGGAAAUCUCGGGGCCUGAGAGCCCCUCCCAAGCAGGGCUCGGGAUACUGGGGGUACUGAGGACACCGUCUGAGUGUGGGGAGAGCGCGGCAGGAACGCAGGAUCCCACAGCCCACAAAAGGAUCCAUGCACAGGACGCAGUCCGUCCCCCGAAUAAACUCAGCCAGAGACUCCCCAUGGGCCGGUGUCCCUAUCGCUGCUCUGACUGUGGCAAGAGCUUCAGACAUCCCUCAAUCCUGAGACUACACUGGUUUACGCACACUGGGGAGCGGCCGCACCACUGCUCUGACUGCGGGAAGAGCUUUGCACAGAGCUCACACCUGAGAACGCACCAGCGCACGCACACUGGGGAGCGACCGCACCGCUGUGCUGACUGCGGGAAGAGCUUUGCAGAGAGCUCAACCCUGAGAGCACACCAGCGCACGCACACCGGGGAGCGACCGUACCGCUGUACUGACUGCGGGAAGAGGUUUUUCUGGAGCUCACACCUGAGAAGACACCAGCGCACGCACACCGGGGAGCGACCGCACCACUGUGCUGACUGUGGGAAGAGGUUUUUCCGGAGCUCAAACCUGAGAACACACCAGCGCACGCACACCGGGGAGCGACCGCACUGCUGUGCUGACUGCGGGAAGGGCUUUGCACGGAAUUCGAGCCUGAGAGCACACCAGUGCACGCACACCAGGGAGCGACCGUACCGCUGUGCUGACUGCGGGAAGAGGUUUUCACGGAGCUCACACCUGAGAAGACACCAGAGCACGCACACCGGGGAGCGACCGCACCGCUGUGCUGACUGCGGGAAGAGGUUUUCACGGAGCUCACACCUGAGAAGACACCAGAGCACGCACACCGGGGAGCGACCGCACCGCUGCGCUGACUGCGGGAAGGGCUUUGCAGAGAGCUCAAGCCUGAGAAUACACCAGCGCACGCAUCAGGGGCAGCCGCACCAUUGUAACGAGUCUAGUAAGAACUUCAACAGAACCAAUGCACUGAUCAAGCACCAGUGCACGCACACUGCCGGGGAGGACAUUCCGAUGCAUUGGCUGAAGCAGGAACUUUGCACGGGCCUCCUCCUUGCUAUCACAUCGGUUCAUUCACAGCCGAGAGCGGCCAUACAGCUGUGCUGGCUGGGGCAAGCACUUUGCUGGUACACUGUGGUCUCUCUCUCUGAGACCACAGAAGCUGCGCCCUUACCCUCUGUGACCUCUGCCCAGGUGGCUGAACUGAUUGCUCUAACCCGUGCCUGCUUUCCAGCCGAGGGGCUCUCUGCCACUAUUUUUACUGAUUCUCGGUGCGAGCAGCUUGGCCGACGGAGCCCACCUCUGCUGCCUGUCACACUCUUGAGCCUGGUGAUUGGGUCUACCUGCGGCACCACCUUCGGAAGCAUGCCUGGAACCCCGGUGGAAGGGUCCAUACCAGUCGGGGGCGGGUGGGGAGCGCAGCGGGGCGGGGCCGUCCCGGACACCUGGGUCCCAGCCCAGCCCAGCCCAGCCCGUGCGCAAGGAGGCGGCCUGGGCGGGAGGUCGCUGCCCGGGCGGAGGAAGCGGCCGGGGCCGGAGCCGGAGCCGGAGCCGAGCCCGGCGAUGGCUGCAGCGGGGCCGGCGCAGCAGCUGCGGGUGGCGUUUGAGGACGUGGCUCUGUAUUUCAGCCGGGAGGAGUGGGAGCUCUUAUCCCGGCCAGAGAAGCAGCUGUACCGGGACCAGAUGCUGAGGAAUUACCGGACCCUUGUUUCCUUGGGCUCUUCAGGUUCCAAACCAGACUUAAUCCACCGGAUCGAGCUAGGGGAGGCAGAGCUCUGGAUCCGGGAUGCCGAGGGCUCCAGGGUACACUCUAGGCCUGAGAGCCCCUCCUCAGCAGGGAUCGGGAUCGUGGGGGGAACGCGGACACAGUCUGAAUGUGGGGAGAGCACGGUAGGAACACAGGAUCCCACAUCCCACAGAGGGAUCCAUGCACAGGACGCAGUCCAUCCCCGGGGUAAACUCAGCCAGAGACCAAAUCUGACUACACACCAGAGACUCCCCAUGGGCUGGUGUCCCCAUCAGUGCAUCGACUGCAGCAAGAGGUUCAGGAACCCCUUCGCACUGACACAGCACCGGCGCACGCACACUGGGGAGCGGCCGUACUGCUGCACUGACUGUGGCAAGAGCUUUGCAAAGAGCUCAGCCCUGAGAACACACCAGCGCAGGCACACCGGGGAACGGCCGUAUCGCUGCACACACUGUGGCAAGAGCUUUGCAGAGAGCUCAAAGCUGAGAAUACAUCAGCGCACACACACUGGGGAGCGGCCGCACCGCUGUGCUGACUGCGGAAAGGGGUUUGCACAGUUUGCACACCUGAAAAGACACCGGCGCACGCACACUGGGGAACUGCCAUACAACUGUACCAUCUGCGGCAAGGGCUUUGCCCAGAGCUCAAGCCUGAGAACACAUCAGUGCGCACACACCGGGGAGCGGCCGUACUGCUGCGCUGACUGCGGCAAGACCUUUGCAGAGAGCUCAACGCUGAGAAUACACAAGCGUAUGCACACCGGGGAGCGGCCUUAUCUCUGCAGCGACUGCGGCAAGGGCUUUGCACAUAGCUCAACUCUGAGAAAACAUCAGCGCACGCACACCGGGGAGCAGCCUUACCACUGCAGUGACUGUGGCAAGAGCUUUGCAGAGAGCUCAAAGCUGAGAAUACACCAGCGCGCACACACUGGGGAGCGGCCAUAUCGCUGCACUGACUGUGGCAAGAGCUUUGCAGAGAGCUCAAAGCUGAGAGUACACCGGCGCACACACACGGGGGAGCGGCCAUAUUGCUGUGCUGACUGUGGCAAGGGCUUUGCACAGUUUGCACACCUGCAAAGACACCAGCGCACGCACACUGGGGAACAGCCAUACAACUGUACCGACUGCGGCAAGGGCUUUGCCCAGAGCUCAAGGCUGAGAACACACCAGCGCACACACACCGGGGAGCGGCCUCACCGCUGCACCGACUGCGGCAAGGGUUUUGCACAGAGCUCAACCCUGAGAAUACACCAGCGCACGCACACCGGGGAGCGGCCCUACCACUGUGACGAUUGCAAGAAAAGCUUCAGCAAUGCCAGUACGCUGACCAGACAUCAGCGCACACACACCGGGGAGCAGCUGUACCGCUGUGCCAACUGUGGUAAGAGGUUCAGCAAUGCCAACAAGUUGACCCAGCUUCAGCGCAUGCACACCAGAAAACAGCCGGACCACUGCGCUGUCUGCGGCAAGGGCUUUGCACACAGCUCAAACCUCUGAAUACAUCAGCACACACACACCAGGGAACGGCCAUUCCAAUGCACUGUCUGCAGAAAGAACUUUGCACAGAGCUAAUACCUGAGAAUACACCAACGCAUUCACAGCGGGGAGCGGCUGUACAGGUGUGCUGACUGUGGCAAAUGCUUUGCUCACUUGGGCAACCUCACCUGGCACCAGUUGACUCACCAGUUGACUCGCCCUUCUGCCACCACCAGGGCCCAAAGGGCUUCUGGUGGGCCUGGCACAGUGCCAGCAGAUUCAGACCAGGGAGUGGUCCUGUCCCCAUGAUGCCCAGCAGAGACUGUGUGGGGCAGAGAAUGGGACUUGGCUGAGCAGUGUGGGGAAGAGGAGACAGGUGAGGGGAUUUUAGAUCAGAUGGUCACAACCUUCUCCAUUUGGGACCCCUUCCAUCUAGGUGGGGUCCAGCCAGGUCUCUCUCUUUCUGUCAAACUCCCCCCAACACAUAUAGCUGUCAGGCAGCCAGGACAAUCCCCCUUCCUCCCCCUGCAUCCCUCCCCCAGAGCUACCUUGAUUUCAGCCAGGGGGUGACUCUUAGGUGACAUCUAGAGGUGGGAUUUGCAGUCCUGUCUCAGCAUGGAUUGGUCCAAGGAGGGCGGGGGGGGGAAGGAGGACAGUGCGGUGUGUCAGAUUGAAAGAAGAUUCAGGAACUGCUCAAACCGUCUAUUCUAAAUAGAAAUGUGAUGAAGAAAAACUACGUGCCUAAUGUGUAGCAAAGAUCUAACCAGUUGUUUCUUUGCUAUUAAAGAAGCUGAUGCAUUCAAAUGGUGUAUGGAGAAACCAAUAUGAAGUGUAAAUCUUUAAGAUAAACCAGUCCAAAUGUCCUAAGGCCUAACUGACCAUGAGGCCUGAUGAACUGUGUGACUGGCGGGUGCGCACAGAGAGUUUUGCAUUACUCCUUGGGGAAUUCUAUGCCAAAAAAAAUAAAAAUUCUGCACACCAUA